AGUCUGGGCUCUCUCUCUCUGGUGUUCGCGAGAAGGGCGUAUAAGAAACCAUUGUUGAAUCGGUUGCUCCGGAGGUUGUUCAUUUGAGCUCUCACUCGAUCAGGAUUCGCUUCCAAAUCUUUUCGAACUUUCACGGUAGAGAGAGAGAGAUUGAGGAUUCUUGUAGCUAUGGAGGCGUACACGAGGACGAGGACGAAGAUGAAGCGCAAAGACCUCGACCAAGUUAACGACGACUUCUCCGACUUCUCCCUUUCUUCUCCCGCCAGGAAGAUUCGCCGACUGGACGCGGAGUUACCGCCGAUAAUGGAGGACGAUGAACCUGAAUUCGCCAUGCCCUACCUUCAACCGGAACCUGAGAUUCUGCAGAGCCGGAGCGGUGGGCCGGUGAUGAAGGAAUUGCCGACGGAAUCGGCCUCGUCCUCCGCCCCGGAGAACGAGGAGAGGGCUCUCGUUCUCUUCAAGCCCGUGCACGGCCAUCUUCUUGGAAUGAACUCCCCUUCGAGUUUCUCUGUGUCCGUGGACCCUGAAUUCAUCUCUGGGUUUAAGAAUCAAUUCUACCGGUCGAAUGAGCCUGCCCAUGAGAAAUUGAUUGAAGAUGAGACAGGUGAUGCAGAGACAGAUAAGGGAGGUAUUAACUGUAAGGCCGUGGUCCCUUGGAUUCCUUUUCAGCUUCCUCCUGCAUCAGGCAUUGAACUCCUCCAGACCGAGGGUAGUGAGGCAAUGGAGGCUGAGGAAAUGGAUGACGGGAUGAUGGAGAUUGAAGAUGCUAGCGGAAGUUAUCCGGCAGCUCAAGAGCAAGCACAUAGUCAUGCAGGACAGAGCACAAGUGAAGGAUUUCAGCAGUGGCAGCAACCACACUGUAUGACACCUCAGCUACCCCCGAGUGUCUCUACGCCACUCGUGUGGUAUCGGUAACAUGUCCACGAUGUUAUGUUGUAGUUCCCUUUGAAUGCCAACCGGCAACAACUUUGGAGGAUCUGCCGCAGAAUGUGACAGAAUAGUUACAAGGAGACAACUCUUGCAGCUGUUCCUUUUUGAUCGGGAAAGUGAAAAUGAUAUCUUAGUAGCAAGAUUUUGUACAGAGCGGUAGGAGUAAAGAUGUAUUAUGAGAACUCCCGUGGGAGGGCAGACGGAUUGCUUAUGUGCUCAAGAUUCUGCUCCUUCCUCCGCCGGGAGGGGGCUUUCAUAUUUAGUGGCAAGCACUAGCUAGUGAUGUGAUUCGAUUCAGCACGAUGGGAAUGAAAUAUGGAGCGUUUUCAAAAGUCGCAUCA
Molecule: messenger RNA, 1271 nt
Organism: Rhodamnia argentea
Lineage: Eukaryota; Viridiplantae; Streptophyta; Magnoliopsida; Myrtales; Myrtaceae
Exons: 3
Coding region: 169-915 (248 amino acids)
Source: RefSeq, a predicted model, not a curated record